CUAGCAGCUCAUGCAGCCAGCUAGCUAGCAAGUGGUUUGCUCUUAGGGUAACAGAGGAGGAAAUUGCUCCCCGUCUGAUAAGACAGCAGGCAAGAAAGGACGCAUGCUGUUACAAAGGAAUACGGCUGAUUUCCAGAUAUGACCAUGUAUUUGUGGCUUAAGCUUUUGGCCUUUGGCUUUGCCUUUCUGGACACAGGAGGUAUUGCUGCAGAGACAUCUGAGCCUCCGACCACCACUGGACUGAAGACAACAGAAAAGCCCAUGCCUCCAAAUGCCCCCUCACCUGCUCUCACCACUGCAUUCUCACUCGCAAGCACCUCUGACAGAGAAAACUCCUCAGAGACCACACCUCCUCCCAGCCCAGGCAAUAGUUCUGCUGAAAUACCCCUGAGCACUUUGGAUGUUACCACGGCACAGACACUUCACCUUUCCACGCACGCAAUCUCGCAGACGCCCCCUACUGGAUCUUACCCGCAGACACCCAGCAGCGCAGCUGCCCUUACCUCACUCGCACACACCCCUGCCCAGGGUGGGAAUGCUUCUUCAGGUGGCCCUGGAGUGAGGAUUGCAACCAGUACUCUUCCUGCAGCCACAGAGACCACACCACUAGCCACCCCCAGUCCUGCACUCAGCAGCCCAGCUGCCUUACCUCCACGCAUCUCCAACACCACCUCCAGUGUUAACACUUCAGAUCUCUCCACUCCAUCCACUCUGAGCACUGCAGCAAGCACUUCCGUAAUAGCUCCUUCUAAGAGACCAUGUGGUGAAGAAUAUGGGAAUAUCUCUGUGACCUACACUUAUGACAGUACAAGUGGUUUUUAUACUGCAAAACUUAAUGUUUCGGCUGAAGUGAAUUGUAACCUUUCAUGUGUACAAAACGAGAUCAAGAACCUAUCAUCAUGUUAUGAAGCCUCUGUUGCAAUACAUAGUGACUCCUGUACUCAACCAUAUAACUUAACAAUAACUGUACCACCUGCUCCUAAAAUUUUUAACUUGAUUGAUUGUACAGUGGAUGAAAUAGCAAAUAUUUCUAUUUGUUUAGAAUGGAAAGAAAAUAACUUUAAUUGUACAAGACAUAAAAUAUACUACAAAUUUCAAUGUAAUGAAGCAAGUGUUUCUUCCGAAAACUCUGAAAAAAAAUUUCCUUCAAAGUUUGAGAGUUCAAGCUUUAGGCCUGAAACUACAUACAUUUGUAAUUCACAAGUGUUGUAUAAUGGCCAAGUUGUCACUACUGGAAAUAAAACUAUUACAACAGACAUUGGAGUUCCAGAUACACCUUCAUAUCUGAAUAUUACUGAAGUAAAUCAAACAACAAUAAUUACCUGGACCCCCACUUCAGCUCAUGGUUUUUAUAUUUGUUAUUUGCCUUCAGAUAAUCGUGAAGUUCCAAAGUGCCAGGUUUUGGGCAUAGAGAUAUCUCAUAAUAUAUCUGGACUGUUACCUUAUAAAGACUAUUUGGUAUCACUGCGUGCCUUCAACAAGGGAAAAGUGUUCCGAAAUGGAACUGUUACAAAACGUGAAUUUAAAACUAAUCCUGCAGAGCCAGGAGAGGUCAACAAAUGGGACAUUAGUUUAAAGUCAGAUAACAGCCUAAGUGCUACUUGUGAACAUCCUGAAAAAGUUAAUGGUCCUGUGAAUGGAAGAUUCUAUAUGAUUGUUAAAAAAGGAAGUGAUGUGAUUGCAAAUAAAUCAGAAGACACAUGUAAAUUUUUACAAGAAGGCCUUCAAUAUUCAACAGAGUAUACUGUUGUGGUGUAUUACCACAAUGGAGUCUAUGGUGGAAAACAAGUGAGAAAAAAUGUAACAACAAAUUAUAAUACUACUGCACUGAUUACAUUUCUGGUAUUUCUGAUUGUUGUGACAUCAAUAGCCCUGCUUAUUGUUCUUUAUAAAAUCUAUGAUCUACAUAAGAGAAGAUCCAGCAAUUUAGAUGAACGUCAUGAACUUAUUGAAAGGGAUGAUGAGAAACAGCUGAUGAAUGUGGAGCCAAUACAUGCAGAUGUUUUGUUGGAAACUUACAAGAGAAAGAUUGCUGAUGAAGGAAGAUUAUUUCUGGCUGAAUUUCAGAGCAUUCCACGGGUGUUCAGCAAGUUUUCUAUCAAAGAGGCCCGAAAAAGUGUGAAUCAAAACAAAAACCGUUAUGUGGACAUCCUGCCUUAUGAUUAUAAUCGGGUUGAACUCUCUGACUUAAAUGGAGAUACAGGGUCAAACUAUAUAAAUGCCAGCUAUGUUGAUGGUUUGAAAGAACCCAGGAAAUACAUUGCUGCACAAGGUCCCAGGGAUGAAACCGUUGACGAUUUUUGGAGGAUGAUCUGGGAACAGAAAGCCACAGUUAUUGUCAUGGUCACUCGAUGUGAAGAGGGAAACAGAAACAAGUGUGCAGAAUACUGGCCAUCAAUAGAAGAGGGAACCCGGACUUACGGAGACAUUACUGUAAAGAAUCAUGAACAUAAAACAUGUCCAGAUUACAUCAUUCAGAAGUUGAACAUUACAAACAAAAAAGAAAGGACAUCUGGAAGAGAGGUGACUCACAUUCAGUUCACCAGUUGGCCAGACCAUGGCGUGCCUGAGGAUCCUCAUCUGCUCCUCAAGUUGCGGAGGAGAGUAAACGCUUUCAGCAACUUCUUCAGUGGCCCCAUCGUGGUGCACUGCAGUGCCGGUGUUGGACGCACGGGGACCUACAUUGGAAUCGAUGCCAUGCUGGAAGGCCUGGAGGCGGAGAACAAAGUCGAUGUUUAUGGUUAUGUCGUCAAGCUAAGGAGACAGAGGUGCCUGAUGGUUCAAGUGGAGGCACAGUAUAUUUUGAUCCAUCAGGCCCUUGUGGAAUACAAUCAGUUUGGGGAAACAGAAGUGAACUUGUCUGAACUGCACCCAUAUCUAUGUAACAUGAAGAAAAGAGAACCUUCUAGUGAACCUUCUCCACUGGAGGCUGAAUUCCAGAGACUACCUUCAUAUCGCAGCUGGAGGACACAACACAUUGGAAACCAAGAGGAAAACAAAAGUAAAAACAGGAGUUCUUAUGUCAUUCCAUAUGACUUUAACAGAGUGACACUUAAACAUGAACUGGAAAUGAGCAAAGAGAGUGAGCAUGAUUCAGAUGAGUCUUCUGAUGAGGAAAGUGACUCGGAGGAGACAAGCAAAUACAUCAAUGCAUCUUUCAUAAUGAGUUACUGGAAACCUGAAAUGAUGAUUGGUGCUCAGGGACCAUUGAAAGAAACCAUUGGAGACUUUUGGCAGAUGGUAUUUCAAAGAAAAGUCACUGUCAUUGUUAUGCUAACAGAGCUGAAAAAUGGAGACCAGGAAGUCUGUGCUCAGUAUUGGGGAGAAGGAAAGCAAAUGCAUGGAGAUGUAGAAGUUGAUAUGAAAGACACAAGCAAAUUUUCAACUUAUACCCUUCGUGUAUUUGAACUGAGACAUUCCAAGAGGAAAGACUCUAGAACUGUGUACCAGUACCAAUAUAAUAAUUGGAAUGUGGAAGAGCUCCCUGCAGAUCCCAAAGACUUAGUCUCUAUGAUUAAAGUUCUCAAACAAAAACUUCCCAAGAAUAAUUCCAUUGAAGGGAAUAAAUAUAACAGGAAUGUUCCUCUUCUUGUUCACUGCAGAGAUGGAUCUCAACAAACAGGAAUAUUCUGUGCUUUGCUAAAUCUCUUGGAAAGUGCAGAAACAGAAGAGGUGAUAGAUGUUUUUCAAGUUGUAAAAUCAUUACGCAAAGCGAGGCCAGGGAUGAUUCCCUCAUUUGAGCAAUAUCAGUUCCUGUAUGAUGUCAUUGCUAGUACCUAUCCAGCCCAGAAUGGCCAAGUGAAGAAAGGCAGCAAUCAGCAAGAUAAAGUUGAGUUUGAUAAUGAAGUGGACAACACAAAGCAGGAUGCCAAUUGUAUCAGUCCAGCCAGUGCCCCAGAGAAGACACCUGCAGGAACUAAAGAGAAUGAAAGUUCCAAGCCAACUAGCAGCACUGAGGAGGCAGAACCUUCUUCCAAUGGUCCAGCAAAUCCAGUUUUAACUCAAAAUGUAUAGGAAAAUGACAUAAAUGGGGCAACCUGAAACUGUUAUUUUUAUUUUUCUACAAAUAGGAGCAAUGUUGCAAUGUCUUGUAGAAGUACAUUGGACUUAAAACUGUUGGAAGUAUGUUUUUACUGCGGGAACAAAUAUUUAAGAUGAUUUUCCUAUGAAACCUUUUGUACAGACUGAUGCUUAUUUUAAAAUUUUAUCCAUCUUUUAGUGAAAAAUAUCUUCUUUAUAGUCUUUCCGUGUGUGUGUGUGUAUGUGUGUGUGUGUGUGUGUGUGUGUGUGAGAGAGAGAGAGAGAAAGAGAGACAGAGAUACAGAGAGGGGGUGCUUUCAAAUGAAUACAAAUGCUUUUGAGGAACGCCUUUGUUUUUGAAGAAAAAACACAUUUUGUAAUGAAUUGGAUAAAUUGAAUGUGAGUUAAGAAUAACAUGUACAUUUCUAGAAUGACCUCAAGAUGUCCCCCUUGUUCUACUCAUCUAUGUGUUAAUAGUUUGCUACUUUACUUCUGCAAUAGAUAUGAAACUAGUAUGUAUGUGAUAUACAAAUAAGUUAACUAAUUAAAUUUGAAACCUUAUAGUUCACAUGCCUUUAGUUCAGUAUCUUUCUAUGCUUAUUUAAUCUAAUUUAAAAUUUUUUGGAAAGUCUAUUUUGUUAGCUUUACCUGGUGUUUACAGUUUUGUAACAUGAAUUACUCUCUGCACAAUAUGUGAAAUUAAUUGAUUUUGACCAUAAAUUUUACCAUUAUUGCAACUGGACUGAAAUAAAUAUAUUUAAACAAAUGUAAUAUAAGUCAGUCCACAGGACAAAAAUUAUAAUCUUUCAAGUAUAUUUAUGCUAAAUAUUUACAUGUGAAACAUAGGAAGCUAUUUUUUUAUGGAAUACAGUAUUGAUUUGGACAAUAUCUUAAUUGCACAUUUUUCCAUGUCAGAAUGUGUCUUUUACUCUCAUUGAUCUACACUUAUUUUGAAUUUUUCAAAUACUUAAGCUGUUUUUUCCUUGAAUUUUUAUUAAUAAUCACAAUAAAUUUCAACUAUUGUCA
Messenger RNA from Erinaceus europaeus (western European hedgehog), 5046 nucleotides. It is a transcript of the gene PTPRC, whose product is annotated as protein tyrosine phosphatase receptor type C. Gene Ontology annotation, biological process: negative regulation of protein kinase activity; positive regulation of peptidyl-tyrosine phosphorylation; protein dephosphorylation. Gene Ontology annotation, molecular function: protein binding; protein tyrosine phosphatase activity. Lineage: Eukaryota; Metazoa; Chordata; Mammalia; Eulipotyphla; Erinaceidae. The transcript has 33 exons. The record is from RefSeq and is a predicted model, not a curated record. Bases 139 to 4014 code for a protein of 1291 amino acids.